This is a messenger RNA of Diuraphis noxia (Russian wheat aphid), 1429 nucleotides long. RefSeq names its product aldehyde dehydrogenase, mitochondrial-like. NCBI's taxonomy places the organism in Eukaryota, Metazoa, Arthropoda, Insecta, Hemiptera, Aphididae. The record is from RefSeq and is a predicted model, not a curated record. Gene Ontology annotation, molecular function: oxidoreductase activity, acting on the aldehyde or oxo group of donors, NAD or NADP as acceptor.
GUAUACCUACAGUAUUGAGAUUGACUAUUGAGUUGCGGGAUUUAUAUUGUAUAUUGAUUUUAUAUACGUAAAGGAUUUAUUUUAUUAGUAUAUGUUAUAUCUAUGUUAAUAUUAUGUUGGGUAUACAACUAAAUGUAAAUUAUUUGUUAUUUUGUUUAAGUAAUUAAUCAUGUUAAUUGCUUCAGAAGCUAAGUGCCGAUAUCUACGUCAGGGCUGCCCCAGUCAUUUCACGUAUGACUUUAUCUUAGUGUUGUUUUGUUCAACGACAGUAAAAUUUACUUUAUAAUUUUUUAAAUUUAAAAAAAAUAUCUAAUAUUAUAUUAUUUAUAUAUCCUAACAUUUUAUUUAUAAAUUUCCAGUUUAUUUAAAUAGUUAUAUAUACAUAAUUUACAUACCUACACAGCUAUAUCUAGAAAUGGCAAAUCCAAGUGUUGAAGUCUUAUAUAAUCAGAUAUUUAUAAACAAUAAUUUUGUAAACUCAUUAAGUAGAAAAACAUUUGCAACUAUCAAUCCUGCAAAUAAAAAAAAAAUUAUUGAUGUUGCCGAAGCAGAUAAAGAUGAUGUUGAUUUGGCAGUUAAUGCUGCAAAAACGGCAUUUAAACCUGAUUCUGAAUGGCGUAAAAUGGACGCAUCUGCUCGAGGCAAAUUGAUGUAUAAGUUAUCUGAGUUAAUAGAUAAACACAAAAUUCAUUUAGCAAAUUUAGAGUCUUUGGACAAUGGUAAACCUUAUAGUGAUUCAUUAUUGGACAUAGAUAUGGCUAUUUCUACUCUUCAAUAUUAUGCUGGAUUUGCUGACAAAAUUCAUGGAACAACUAUUCCAGCAGAUGGACCAUAUUUUGCAUUCACUAAACAUCAACCUGUUGGAGUAGUUGGACAAAUUAUACCUUGGAACUAUCCAAUUUUAAUGUUGGCAUGGAAAUGGGGACCGGCUCUUGCUACUGGAUGUACAAUUGUAUUUAAACCAGCUGAACAAACCCCUCUCACUGCCUUGCAUGUAGCUGCGCUAUCAAAAGAAGCAGGAUUUCCUGAUGGAGUCAUUAAUGUUGUACCUGGUUAUGGUCCAACUGCAGGUCAAGCUAUAGCUAGCCAUCAGGAAAUAAAUAAAGUGGCAUUUACUGGAUCAACAGAAGUUGGAAAAUUAAUCAUGGAAGAAGCAGCCAAAUCUAAUUUAAAACGUGUAUCAUUAGAGUUAGGUGGCAAGAGUCCUCUUGUAAUAUUCAAUGAUUUUGAUGUUGACGAAGCUGCUAAGAUUGCUCAUGAUGCUGUGUUUGCCAACAUGGGUCAGAAUUGCUGUGCUGGUUCUAGAACAUUUGUUCAAGAAGGUAUUUAUGAAAAAUUUGUUGAAAAAGCCGCCAGUUUGGCAUCACAAAAGAAAGUUGGAGAUCAAUUUGAUGCUGAUACGCAACUAGGGCCUCUGGUAAGAUUUUAA